CUUUAACUUUAACUUAUCAAAAUGGUAAAACGACAGAUGUCCGAAACAGAGACAGAAUCGAACCUCCCUGAUCUCGAUACGGAUGCCAAUGUAGAAUCAGCAGGUUCUUUUGACGUUGAAGAGGAAGAGAAGCAUGAUGAAAGUCAUAGCAAGAUCAAAGAUGUCGAUUCAGGCGAACGAACAUCGAAGCUGGCAUUUGCUAUUCCAGUAUUAAUAGUCCUCGUAAUUGGAUUAGCGAUUGGAUGGACAAUAACAUCAUUAAACAAAGAUCAAUACUCGAAAGACCAGACCAACUACAUAGAAAAACUUAACGCAAUAAUUGAAGACCAAAAACUGAUGAUGGCCAACCAAAAGAAUGAAUCCCAAACAGCUAUGGAAAAAGUUGAGGUUUUUUCGAAAAAACUAAACUCAAUCGUCUCUGGUUAUACUCUAGGAAAAUGGAUCGCCGACGACGAUGUGAUAUUCUGGAUUGUGAAACUUCGUGCAUCAAUUAUGACAUUCACGGGCGCAGAGGGUUUCUGUAUACAACACGGAUCGACUCUUCCCAUUAUGAGGAAUGAGGAAGAAUUUGACGCGAUCAACAAAAUGAUACGCAACGGGCUUCCCCAGUACGGGAGGGUAUCGUUCUGGACUGGCCUUACAUAUGAUAUCACGACAAACACAAUUGUAAAAGAUGGUUCAUUCACUCAAUGGGAAAACGGAUAUCCGUCGAAAUCCCCCUAUAGUAAAAAUGUGUUCAUCAACGUAGCCAAAGAUCCAAACGAAAGUUACCAAGGAAUGAGGAACUGGCAUUCUUCGAUCCCGCUAAAUGCUGUACUUUGUCAGAUAUGAAAGUCAAAAAUCAUGCAUACAUAUUAUCAAUGAAAUUAAACAGUCGAUGCCUAAAACUCCCUUGCUGUACAUAUUUUGGCAUUUAUAAAACAUUCGCUUUAUUAACUUUAACUGCUUUUCAUUGGAUCAAUAUUAACCAUGGACUGCUCGUUGAUUGGUUGAAACGUAUUUUUACAAAACAUUGAAUAUAUUCCGAACUGAACGAUUUAUACAAACUGAUUAAUUCAGAAUGGAGACCGAGAUAAAACGAGCAGAAAUACCAUUGUUGGUAGAUGAGUGAAAACUCUGCCUGGGAUUGAAAAUUUGAAAUGCCAAAUAUAUGGUAUUUUGGUAAUACAUUGCUUUGUUUUAUCAUUUGUAAAGACCAAUAUUUUUGACCCUUUACCGCAUCUAUUUCGAACAUGCCUAAUACUAACAUUUAUUGAAUUCUUGAUAAACAUAUACAGUUACAGAUUAAAAUGCAAAUACUUUGAUUUUAGAACUUUUGUUUUUGUGAUUUUCUUGAAACUCCUUCCGAAAUGGCAUAAUCAGGGACUCAAAUACUGCUUUUCUCUGUACCUCGAUGUAAGGUAAAAACAUUUUCAAGUAAGAGUGAAAUGUUCGUAUUAUUAUUAAUUAAAUCAAACUGUUUAACAAACUCACAUGUAUAAGUUCGAACUCAUAUAUCUGCGUCCCCUUACAACGCGCUGCCCAGACGGCUGACCACGUGGCCCUCCCCUGACCGUGGGUUUCACCUUUUUUAUUCAAAUUUGCAUUGUUAGAAAGCUUUCGCUUAGAUUUUUGUUUUGCAAGUGUUAUAGUCCCCGCUGGUAUUGCGUAGCAUUAAGCUUUACACAUAAAUGUCAGGAAAUUUUUAUAAUGAUACCGUAAAUAGUUUUGGAAGAGUUUGGAAAGUAAUUCACCCUUGAGAGAAUAAUUUUAUUGAUCGAGUUACAAACGCAUUAGGUCGCUACUAUCCAGCUCCAUUCUCAUCUCAGAUUUUUUGUAGUAGUGAGUUUUGGUCGAUUUGUUUUGCAAACUCAGGAUGUCCAUAAAGUUUCUUCACAAUUUCAAUUUUGUUACAAAGUGAGAUCUCAAUAUAUCUUAAGCAGGUUUGUGUUUUUUUUUUUCAGUAAUUCAUUUAAUACAUCUGUGAAGGCCAAAACAAUAUAUGGUAUCGAUAAAUUCACUUUGCGAUUUUACCCAAA
This is a messenger RNA of Styela clava, 2018 nucleotides long. NCBI's taxonomy places the organism in Eukaryota, Metazoa, Chordata, Ascidiacea, Stolidobranchia, Styelidae. The record is from RefSeq and is a predicted model, not a curated record.